UGUCAAACACACACUCACACACACGGUGAGAGACGUGGAAGUAGUACGCACGGCGGACAACAAGCCGCGCUUCCACCGCCGAGAACCAAAGAGGAGAACCGAGGACCGUCCGGGUCCGGCUCGUCCUCGCUGCGCUCUCGUGCGGGCACAAGUUGUGGACUAAACCCCGUGGGACUUCCGGUUCUUUUUUUCGGAGCACAAGUAACGGCGGCUGGAAGGACAGUGAUGGAGUUUCUCUGACAAACGUGCCCAGAAAGCGAGGUCUUACCCCCCCCACGUCCACCAUGCCGAUCCUCAAGCAGCUGGUCCAGUCCAACCAGUCCAAGCGGCGCUCCAGGGCCGACCUGACGGCGGAGAUGAUCAGCGCCCCGCUGGGGGACUUCCGCCACACCAUGCACGUGGGCCGCGGCGGCGACGCCUUCGGGGACACGUCCUUCCUCAGCACGCGGUCGGGCGAGGGCCCCGACGGCGAUGCCAAGCAGGGCUCGCCGGGCCCCAAGGCGGGACUCCUGGCCCGCACCUUCCGAGGCAGCCGGCGCUCUCAGUCCGUCAACCGCGGCGACAAGUACGAGUACGGCAACGUGGCGCCGGCCAACUUUGUGAAGAACGCCAUAUCCUUGCCGUACCUCAACGAGGAAGGCGGGAGAGGAGGCGUGGCCUCCAACCCCAUGAAGAAGCUGGUGGAGGUGGAGGUUAAGCCGGCGAACGGCGCCGCCGCCGCCAUCGCCACCUUCGACGCCGAGCUGGACGAGCGGAACUUCGGCGACCUGGGCGAGUUGCCCCCGUCCGUGCCUAAAGGCGGCGCCUUAAAGCACGCCGAGUCCAUGAUGUCCUUCCACAUCGACCUGGGGCCGUCCAUGCUGGGGGACAUCCUGAGCGUGAUGGAGAAGAAGGACCACGAGGACGUGGACCUGGGCUUCGAGGAAGGCAAAGGGAGCGAGGGCUCGCCGUCGCACAUCCCGCUCAUCGACGACGACGUGGCGGAGGAGCAGCAGCGGCCGCCCGCCAGGCCGCCGCGAUUGAUGUACCCCGCCGAGGCGCCCUACACCCCCGAGCUGCACGCCAGGGACGCCCACCUGGACAGCUGCUCCGUGUCCAGCGCCGGCUCGGUCUCGGAGGACAAAACGGCGUACCACCCGAGCAACCACCUGCAACACUACGCCGACACGGACAGCGCCAAGCACAGCUCGCCGCGCGGCGACGAGGACUUCUCCUUCAUGGACGACGAGGACGACGAGAUCAGAGUAUAAGCUAAGGACCCUACUAACUAACACCCGACCCUUCACUAAUAAUCACCAUACCGAGUCACGUGGACGUCGCCUACAGCCACGGGUGUUGCGGAAGGACAAAGACGGCAGCACGUGAGUUGGAUCAUUUCUCAUUUGACCGGACGUCGCUUAGAAACGCUCUUAAAGCUACGACGCACUUAAUCAUCCGAUCGAUGGUUGGCUGAACGUUAGCGGGAGACCUUGGGAUGUUUUUUGUACGUUAAAAAAACGCCGAUGAGGCAGUUUUGUGAGAAUGGAGAGGAAGGACGUGGCUUGAGUGACUUUUUGGUAGCGACCUCGCCAUCCAAUCACGCCGUCGGCUGACUUAAACCAAUCAAGAUGUUUCCCCGCGCUCGUCGUCGGGGGGGGGGGGGGUCAAAAGGAUGCCAGAAGACGUCAACUCACCGGUCGCAACAUUAGGUACGCCCGCACAAGGCAGCUUUCCCAGCAUGCAUCAUUCUUUUUAACACAUGAAUAUAAUAUAAUUACAUUUUAAUAAUAAUAAUAAUAAUAGAUUGUAUUUGUAAAAACCACUUUACAUUGAGCAAACAACCUCAAAGUGCUACAGCGUAUUAAAAGAAAAAGAUAAUAAUAAAAAUAAAAACUAGGACAAACACGCAUAAUUCUAAAAAAAUGCUUUUUUUUAAAAUAAGGGUUUUCUAAGCCUUUUUUAAAAGCAUCCACAGUCUGUGGUGCCCUCAGGUGGUCAGGGAGAGUGUUCCACAGACAGAGGUUGUACUUAUUUAUCGUUUUACAUUCAUUUUGUGGUUGUAUAGGCAGAAUGUUCGUCUCCGUUUAUAGUAACAUGCAAACUACCACCAGAUUAUUUGAAUUUAAAAAGAUAUUUUUUAUACUAUUAUAUAAAAUAAAGUAUAAAUAAUUUAUUUUAAAAUGUAUUUUUAUCAAAAUUAUCAAACAUGUGUUGUGGAUGUAAAGUCUGAAUUUUCAUUUUUAUUUAUAGUGAUAAACAUAACAAAUAUAAUGAAUUACAAAAAUGAAAACAAACAAUAUAUCUAUUUUUUAUCAUGGGUAAAAUAAAGUAUAAUUAAUUAAUUUUAAAAAUAUGUGGCAAAAUGACAAAAUACUGUAUACAGACUGUGGGAGUAAAGUCAGAAUUUGCUUCAUUAUUUAUAGAGAUUAACAUAAAUAUAAUUAAAAAAUAUAUAUAUAUAUAUAUUUGUAUAUAUAUAUAUAUAUAUAUAUAUAUAUAUAUAUAUAUAUAUAUUUUUUUUUUUUUUAACAUGGGUAAAAUAAAGUAUAAUUAAAUCAUUUAAAAAAAUAUGUGGCGAAAUGACAAAAUACUGUAUACAGACUGUGGGUGUAAAGUCAGAAUUUUCUUCAUUAUUUAUAGUGGUAAACAUAACAAAUAUAAUUGAAAAAGAAGUAUUAAAAAAAUUAUUUAACCAAAACAAUAUAUAUAUUUUUAAACAUGGGUAAAAUAAAGCAUAAUUAAAUAAUUUUAAAAAUAUGUGGCGAAAUGACAAACUACUGUAUACAGGCUGUGGGUGUAAAGUCAGAAUUUUCUUCUUUAUUUAUAGUGAUAAACAUCAAUAACAAAUAUAAUAUUUUAACUAAAGCAAUAUAUAUUUUUAAACAUGGGUAAAAUAAAGCAUAAUUAAAUAAUAUUACAAAAAAUAUGGCGAAAUGACAAAACAAUGUCUACAUAUUGUGGGUGUAAAUUCAGAAUGUUCCUAUUUAGCUAUAGUAAACUACAACCAGAUUAUCUGAAUUUAAAAAUCUUUUUUUUUAAUACUAUUAUAUAAAAUAAAGUAUAAAUAAAAUAUUUUAAAAUAUGUGUUUUUAUUAAAAUGAUCAAACAUAUGUUGUGGGUGUAAAGUCAGAAUGUUCUUCUUUAUUUAUGGUGAUAAACAGCAAUAACAAAUAUAAUAUUUUAACUAAAACAAUAUAUAUAUUUUUUUAAACAUGGGUACAAUAAAGUAUGAUCAAAUAAUUUAAAAAAAUAUGUGACUAAAUGACAAAAUACUGUUUACAUAAAUUCAGAAUGUUCCUAUUUAGCUAUAGUAAACUACAACCUGAUUAUUUUAACUAAAACAAUAUAUAUUUUUAAACACGGGUUUGUUAAAUAAUUUUUAAAAAAUGCUAUGAAUUGAUAACUGAAUUCAGAGUUCUCUCAAGCUUAAGUAGCAUGCAAACUACUUUAUUUUGUAAUGCUUACAAAUUUUUUAAAAAUAUAAUGUAUUUUUUAAAAAUGUUUAAUUGCCAUGGCUGCAAGGUGUUAGAAAAGAUCCUAUUUGGUGUACCUAAUGUUGUGUCCCACGUAGAGUAUUUAGCCUUUAUUGCUAACACUAGCAUGAUGUCAUUUUCCUCAUACGUGCGUUUAUCUUUUUUUAUUAUUUAGUUCUUUUUUUUUUGUCUCUCUCAAGGUAAAAGGGUUAAUUAAAAAUGUAAAACAUUUUUCAUUCAAAAGGAUGCUCCAUCGUUAAUGCUGGUGACUUUAUUUUGAAAAGCCUUGUGUCGCUGUUCUAUUAUUAGCAUUAUUAUAUCAUGAUGGAAAAUUGCUGUGAAAAUGAUCUGAGCUGUUUUGUUUUUGUUUUGUUUUUCUGGACAAAUGUGCAAACAUCUGCAUAAAAAAAGCAGACAAGAGCUGGAAGAUGUUUCCUCCUAUGAGUGCCAUGUUACUUUUCCACACAAUAAAUAAUAAGAUCCUUCAUUUCUUUUCAAUAACGGCUCCAUUUGUCAAUAAAAGCUGCUGAU
This is a messenger RNA of Entelurus aequoreus (snake pipefish), 3983 nucleotides long. RefSeq names its product cdc42 effector protein 4-like. The record is from RefSeq and is a predicted model, not a curated record. Lineage: Eukaryota; Metazoa; Chordata; Actinopteri; Syngnathiformes; Syngnathidae. The transcript has 2 exons. The coding region runs from base 285 to 1250 and encodes 321 amino acids.